Molecule: messenger RNA, 679 nt
Organism: Dibothriocephalus latus
Lineage: Eukaryota; Metazoa; Platyhelminthes; Cestoda; Diphyllobothriidea; Diphyllobothriidae
Source: the annotation of a GenBank genome assembly
CGUCCUCCACCUUUUGGAGAACCUUGCUGUCUUUGCUCCAAAUGAACCAGAGAAUGCGCGGUUCCUAAUUGACUGCCCUAAACCCAACGAAUUUCCCUGUUGGAAGGUUGUAAAACUUCGUUCUCGAGCAAUCGGAAAGGAUAUUGAACUCAAGUGUAUCUUCAUCCUUCAUCCAGAUCUUGGGCGGAGAGAGACCGGGCCCACCAUUCUGUUCCUCCACGGCAACGCAGGCAACAUUGGGCAUCGUUUGCCGUUGUGUCACGCACUGCAGGAGGUUUGUGGAGCCAACUUCUUUCUCCUGGAAUACAGGGGGUUUGGAUAUAACGGAGGUCAGCCUUCUGAAUUAGGCUUUCGGUCUCUUGGUGGUGCUGUUGCAAUUGAACUUGCUACACGUGCAGAUACCUGUGGAAAAAUUCGCGGGGCGAUAAUAGAGAACACCUUCUCUUCGAUAGCGGAGAUGGGACGGACGAUCGGCUCAAAUAUUGCCGGUUCACCAGCUAACCUGCUCCCGACUUUCGCGGUCGCUAAUAAAUUUGAAUCCCUUGAAAAAUUAAAUAAACGGUUACCGAUGCUUCAGGACACAGCGCGCUGCCGAUUCUUAUUCCUCUCCGGAAGCAAGGACGAACUCAUACCGCCAGCAAUGAUGUCCAAAUUAGCAAGGUCCUGUUUCGAACAUUUA